AUGCAGCGUGAACAAACAAUCGGAAAUUCGUCUGCAGAAUGUCGAACAGAUGAGGAGUUUUCUAGACAGUACACUACUGAGUCUAAAGUACAAUUAUCACAGUCACAACCGAAGCCAUUGCCAUUGCUAUUGCCAAGAGAAUCGCAGAGAACACCAACACCACCGCCAAGAUCAGAAACACCGACACCAACACCGACACCGACACCGCCACCAUCACCACCAUUGUCAAUAUCAAAACAAUCCGAACUAUCGAAAUCAGUACAGACUAUGACAUCAUCGACAACAGCUUUUAAAACUCCAGCAUUACUAAUACUGCCUGAAACAGAGAUACAAAAGUCGAGAGAAUCAGCGCCAAGUGUGUCAUCAACAAAAAUAAUAGCAGCAGCAGCAGCAGCACAGAAACACCCACCUGCAACACCAUAUGAACGAAUAGUGUGUAAUUGUUCAGUGAAAGCCAAUCACUGUCACUGUUCCAAUAGAAUAUGCACCACUUUCAAGCAAAUUGAACAAAUGCACUAUCCGUACAACUGUAAGCCAUAUAAAUAUAUUCUUUGUCCUGCAGAUAAAGGCUUACAACAGUGUGAUUGUAUAAUUCUGUGUAAUCAUCAUAACGGACUGAGUGUAAGUCGACAGUAA
Molecule: messenger RNA, 636 nt
Organism: Trichobilharzia szidati
Lineage: Eukaryota; Metazoa; Platyhelminthes; Trematoda; Strigeidida; Schistosomatidae
Source: the annotation of a GenBank genome assembly